AUGACAAUAUACGUCGUAGCUUCUGGCUGGCGGGGCGCGGGGUUUGUUGUUUUCGUUGUGCAUGACAGUGCGGGGCGCGGGCGUCAGCUGACCGACGGCCGUACCAACCGUUCAGCCCCGGUGGUGGACGGCUGUCGGCUGUGGACGGCCCCUGUGGCCGAGCGUGAGUACUUAGUUCGGCCUACGAACCACCGAUGGGUGACCACCGGUCCUGACCUGAAACGGCCCUCGACGGCGGUCCGUCAGCUCGAACUCGUUAGCGUUGUAGGCGCCGCGAUUGCUGUACCUGCGCGGGCCACCUCAGCUGAUGGCUGUGGAAACUGCGACGAUAAUAACUAA
This is a messenger RNA of Macrosiphum euphorbiae (potato aphid), 339 nucleotides long. The record is from the annotation of a GenBank genome assembly. Lineage: Eukaryota; Metazoa; Arthropoda; Insecta; Hemiptera; Aphididae.